GUUGACUGUCGUUUCGGAUAGCCAAUGGGUGACCGUGACGCAAAUGCUCUCCUCCAAUCAUUUCAAUUGAACGGUUGUCGGUGCCGGGUCUUAAGGAGCUCGUUUGUUCAGUUCACCAACGUGUAUUUUCAGCCUGAAGCAGACUUUGUGCAACCUGUGUAAAAUGGGUCGACGCAAAUCAAAAAGAAAGCCUCCUCCAAAGAAGAAGAUGACAGGGGAUCUGGAAACUCAGUUCACCUGCCCCUUCUGCAACCACGAGAAGUCAUGUGAUGUCAAAAUGGAGAGAAGCAGGAACACUGGGGUAAUAUCCUGCUCUGUCUGCUUGGAGGAGUUCCAGACUCCCAUUACCUAUCUGUCGGAGCCUGUAGAUGUGUACAGUGACUGGAUAGAUGCCUGCGAAGUAGCCAAUCAGUAGUCCUCGUGGAGCUGGACACAUCUCAGGAAGCCAGAGAAGUCGAACGUGCGGCAACAGGGCCGCGCCCUUUCAGAUCAAGCGGCUCCGAGGACAUGGCUGAAACAUUCACUCGUGAUAUUCACAGCAUUUUUAUGGUCAGUAGAGAUUCACUCUGUCAGCAGCAGUCUGGCUUCUGACGUCGUCAGCAAAAGCCUGUUUGGAAAACCUUUCCUCCUGAUUUUUGUUUGCAAGAUAUUAGCCUACAGCUUCAGCUUUAAAUGUUGAGAUUUUAUAUAAUUUGUUUUGUGCAGGGUAUGUUGACUUCUCUUACAUACAGCAGGGCUGUGUGGUUUUUAAACGUAAUAUUUGAUGGCCCUGAGACAAAUGCAUGGUUUUUAUAUAUUUAAUUUCGAAAUAAAAAUUGGAGUCCAGAUAUUUAGUUUAUUCUACUAUUCUGCUAGAUACUGCAGAGUCUGGUUUUAUGCAAGAAAUACAUAAUUUGGAGAAGUCGCGCCCUUGCAUUUAAUUGUGAAAUUAGUAAGUACUGAAUAGUGAGCAGAAAACAGACUCUGAAGGACAUAAUGUAAAAGUAGAAAAAAAUCAACUUGUACAGCUAAUUGAUCUUGAUCACUCAGCAGGAUCUACUUGAAGUGCAACAUUUGCUUAUUGCCUAUAUUAAAACCUGGCAGGUGGAAAGAUCUUAGAAGGGAUGUGGAGCGACUUCACGUAAAUGAUGCACUGUAAUAGUUAUUAAUGUCCUAAAUGAAUGCUGCAGAUUUCCAGUUCUUUGUAUACAUAAAAUAUUCCAUGUUUUCCUCUUGGUAGAGCAUGUGUUACCAGUUUUCUUCAUCAUAAUAUUUCUUUAUGUUUUCCUCAUAAACCUAAAUUACACUAGGUCAUCCAAACGUAAAAAACUGAAAUGCAGAAUAUAAAGGGUUGGCUACAUAGUUAACAGGUAACCGGUUGAAUAUUUCAGUUUUCACAUCAUUGUUUUGUGCUUGUUAGAUGAAAGAACCCUGUUCUAUAAGAAUAAACCUUCAAACAUGUAUGCAGAAUAGUGUAUUUUGCUCUGCUGGAAUCUAAUGCUGGAUAAUUGUAAAUUAAACAGUUAUUAAACGACUAUUGUAAUGUCUUCAACUGUGAUCAGUGAAAUAAAGAAGACUGUUGACUUUA
This is a messenger RNA of Girardinichthys multiradiatus, 1567 nucleotides long. RefSeq names its product transcription elongation factor 1 homolog. Gene Ontology annotation, biological process: transcription elongation by RNA polymerase II. Gene Ontology annotation, molecular function: RNA polymerase II complex binding. The record is from RefSeq and is a predicted model, not a curated record. The transcript has 4 exons. NCBI's taxonomy places the organism in Eukaryota, Metazoa, Chordata, Actinopteri, Cyprinodontiformes, Goodeidae. The coding region runs from base 164 to 415 and encodes 83 amino acids. Gene Ontology annotation, cellular component: transcription elongation factor complex.